AUGUCUGAAUACAAGCCCACCGUCAUGCCCAAGGAUGAGACCCUGCACCAGCAAACGCAGGACGCUCAGCUCGGCGCACCUGGGCUCCAUAUCCCCGCGGACGCCAAGAAUAUCAAAGAGUUCUCCGAGGUCCGUAACGUCGAUGCCAAGGCUCUGAAUGCAAGACUUCACGAGAACAAAGAGCUAGACGAAAAGGCAAAGAUUGCCGCGAGUGGCCCCGGCAUCCAAUUAGUCCAGGACCCCAACUCUGUCAAGGAAUUUGGCGAGACCAGGAACGUCAAUGCCAAAGACUUGAACUAA
Messenger RNA from Wickerhamiella sorbophila, 300 nucleotides. RefSeq lists its product as hypothetical. Bases 1 to 300 code for a protein of 99 amino acids. The record is from RefSeq and is a predicted model, not a curated record. The transcript has a single exon. NCBI's taxonomy places the organism in Eukaryota, Fungi, Ascomycota, Dipodascomycetes, Dipodascales, Trichomonascaceae.